GGUCGGUCGCGCAUGAGGGCACGCAAGCGCGCUUACAGACCCCCGAUGUUGCCGCGAAGUCCGUCCACCGCACACGGGGGGUUUUCAGUCCGUGAACAUACGCGAUCGGGUUCGCCUCGAAUACCGAAAGUUAUAAUACACAGUGUAACUCGGCAAAUGAUUUAAUCGCGCGAGUCGAACUAUUAUGCGGCGCGCCGAGUGCGAUUGUCGAGGCUUCAUGUGACCGAAAGUCACCCGCUGAUUGUUAAUUAUUUAUUAAGAAGCCGAGCAUUUAGGGCGCAACGAUGGGAAUUAGAAGAUUAGCCAUAUCGCGCGCUUUCGUUUGUUGCUCGAAUAUAAUUUUCUUGAUGUCGGGUUUCGUGUUGAUGUCGCUGGGAGGAUUGUUGUUAGCCGACAACGAACGGAUUUUAUUAUCGCGUCUGCUAGGACCUGGUGACAUUCAUCCCGAUCAGCCACUGUUUUAUUACCUGGCUUUCGCUAUAGUUGCACUAGGAUUUCUCAUCGCCAUCACCGGACUUUUCGGAUGCUGGGCGGCUUGUCUCUUUAAUCGCUGCAUCACGAUCUCCUACCUUUUAACAAUAAUAUUGUUGCUCUUCGGCGAAUGCACCGUGUGCAUCAUCGCUGUUUUCUGGCCUCAUGUACUGGGGAUCGACGUAAGACCGGCGCGUCUGAUACGCGCUCUGCAGCGCAGUUAUGCUGUACCUGGACGCGAGCAAUUCACAGCUGCCCUCGAUCUUGCACAAACAACAUUCGCCUGUUGCGGGAUAAACGGAAGCAGCAAUUACGGCACGUCGUGGUGGCGACUGCAGGAAGUCGGCCGCAGAGAAUUAGUGAUACCUCUCAGUUGCUGCACCCUGAAUAACGCCAACGAGACGGGAUCCUUCCUCAACCCCGAGCCUGCCAAUCUCACUCUCUGCCAGGCUCUGAACCCUGCCGAACAUCAAUACGCCCGGCACACUGCGGGCUGUCUUGAACACAUCGAGAAGUGGACGCAAGAUCAGGCUUUGAUCUUGCUGGCUAUCGUAUUAGCAGUCAUGUUCGUCGAAGUCACGGCGCUUCUCAGCAUACUUCUCGCUUGCUCCCGAGGGAACAGGAGAAGCAAAUCGCAGGCAUCGACUUUCACCUCCACGCAGACUUUAAGCCCAUUCACCGAGAGCGAUCACGACUUUAGUAUAGGCAUCGAGAAUAGGAUGCAUACGGCCGGAACGACGUUCGGUGCCAAAUCAUGAAGAUGGCUGGAGGGCAGCGAAGGACGGACAGCAAUCGACGUCAAGGACGCGAGUAAGCGAGAAACGUGCGACGAUACCA
This is a messenger RNA of Vollenhovia emeryi, 1308 nucleotides long. RefSeq names its product tetraspanin-9. Gene Ontology annotation, cellular component: membrane. The record is from RefSeq and is a predicted model, not a curated record. The transcript is spliced from 6 exons. Bases 285 to 1229 code for a protein of 314 amino acids. Lineage: Eukaryota; Metazoa; Arthropoda; Insecta; Hymenoptera; Formicidae.